AUGGCUGAAAGGACUAAAAUUACCCUUAACUGUGUUGUUAAAGAGAAUCCUAUUGAAGGCCAGUUCAGAAUUAAAAUCGAUGAAAAUGAUUUUAUUUGUGAUCUUCGAAAAGCCAUAAGGGAAAAUCAGAGAGGUACUUUUGAAUAUGGUAGUCUCAGCAUCAAGUUAUGGUUAGUAGAUAUCGAUCUUGGUAAUAGGGCAGUGCUUGAACAACUUCAAAACGCUGACUCAAAUAUCAAGUCCGUUACAGGAGGUAUUAGGAUUAUAGAAGGAUUCAGAAAGAUUGGACUGCAUUUUAAUAAUCCGGAUCCAAAUAAAAUUCAUCUUGUAGUCCAAGGUUGUGAAAGAAAAGCUAAAAACCCACCUUCUGAUCCUGGUUCUGAUGUCGAGGGUUUUCAUGACUAUGAUGAAGGCAAUGAGGAUAACUCCAUCUCAUUAACUUCGAACGAUAUCAUAGCCUUUAAUAAGGAAAUUGAGAAUCUGGGUCCUGGCGAUGAAGAUAGUGAUGUGGGAUAUGAUACUCCUUAG
Messenger RNA from Funneliformis mosseae, 528 nucleotides. Lineage: Eukaryota; Fungi; Glomeromycota; Glomeromycetes; Glomerales; Glomeraceae. The record is from the annotation of a GenBank genome assembly.